GGAUCAAGAAACCCCUCCGGAAGCCCCUUACUCGCCACCAUGAGCCUCAUCCGUCAGUCCAUGCGCGCCCUGAAGGCCGUGAACACCACCGCCGCCAUCCGCCCCGCUGUCGCCCGGUUCUCCACGGACGGCAAGGUGCACGGUGUGCCCAUUAACAACGCGCCCACGGAGGACGUGCAGGUCGUGAUCCCGGAUGUGCACCAGACGCUCGAGUGGUGCCUGUCGUCGCCCCCUCCCGUUCACCAGUUCGACGAGGCCCCGCUUGUCAUCGAGACCUACGGCGACGUGGACCCGUACCACUAAAUCAGCAGCAGAUCCAGGUCCUGAGGCGUCGUUCCUAGGUGCUCCCGGCGCCACCGCAGCCCGCUGCGACUUCUUUGUUUGGCAUGCAUAAGUAUGAAGGGUGGAGAGAAUAGGGGCGCAUGCCGGCCACUUAACUGGACGCGCUUCAGGCGGCUGGCUUGCUUCAAAUUCAGAAAAAAAACAAAGAACACAAUUUGGUAACUUUUUGCGAAUAUGCAUGCCAGGCUGCUGUCUUC
Messenger RNA from Phytophthora sojae, 539 nucleotides. RefSeq lists its product as hypothetical. The transcript has 2 exons. The record is from RefSeq and is a predicted model, not a curated record. The coding region runs from base 40 to 303 and encodes 87 amino acids. Lineage: Eukaryota; Oomycota; Peronosporomycetes; Peronosporales; Peronosporaceae.